AUGGACAGUCACACUAUGGAGUGGCUAUGUUUCACUGGUUUAGCUGAGGAUUAUCCAGCAUGGAGUACGAAAUUUAUGGCGUAUACGCAAACAAAAGAUUUGUACAAGUCACUUCUCGAUAAGGAAGUUUUAAUGCCAGAAGUCACUCCGUUAACCGAAGCAGCCACAGCCGAUGAAGUCAGCGAACUUAAAAUGAACAAAAGUAUCAGUACUUUAACAAAUAACGACGCGAGUGUUGCCAACAAUGAUUUGGUCAACCUGUUAUCGAAUGAAAACCAAGACCUAAAGAAUGAAAUCAAGUUACUUCGAGAGAAAAACAUCAAUAUCACACAUUCCGUGGCAGACCUAAACUCCAAGAUUGAAGAAUUAGAAAGCGAGAAACAAAGCCUCAAAACUGCGCUGAAGAUCUUAUACGCCGACCUGGAAACUGCGGAAGGAAAUAUGCAAUCACUAACUGACAAACAUGAAGCCCAACAGCAUCCAUGGAUUACAGUAUCUGGCAAGUCGAAAGGUCACCCAAUAAACCUUGAGUUAAACAACAACAACAAAUACUCGGUCCUGCACGUCGAGGAUGACACAGAAAUUGUCAUUGAUAGUGACGAAACUAAAGCGUCAGUAAAUUCUGCUGGGAGUAGAAAUAAAUACUUUCCACAUCACACACCAAAAACAAAGACGACCAGAAAACUACAAGACCCGAAACCAAGCAGUACAACAUCAGCUCAACAGCGAAAGAUUGCUAUCCUGGGAGAUUCAAUGAUUAAAGGUAUAAACUCAAGAAAACUUCAACAUGGCCUUAAACAAAAAGUCAUUGUAAAAACAUUCCCGGGUGCGCAUGUAGAAGAUAUGACUCAUUACGUGAAGCCAACUCUAGCCUCGAAUCCAGCUGAAGUCAUUGUACAUAUCGGUACAAAUGACUUAAAAUACAAGUCACCUAGUACCCUACUUAAAACGGUAGACAAUCUUGGAGAAAUGAUUACGGAGAGUAAAGAUGUUAAACUGACAUUAUCAGAGAUUAUAACCAGAUGUGACGAUGAAACUCUAGCGGACAAGGUAAAUAUUUAUAAUGAACUUCUAGCUAACCUUUGA
Molecule: messenger RNA, 1086 nt
Organism: Paramuricea clavata
Lineage: Eukaryota; Metazoa; Cnidaria; Anthozoa; Malacalcyonacea; Plexauridae
Source: the annotation of a GenBank genome assembly